Cercopithifilaria johnstoni is the source of this 222-nucleotide messenger RNA. Lineage: Eukaryota; Metazoa; Nematoda; Chromadorea; Rhabditida; Onchocercidae. The record is from the annotation of a GenBank genome assembly.
AUGUCUAAGACCUCUCAGCCAUCAGUUAGUUCUAAAGAUUCGAGGAAUACUGCCAAAGACGAUACCACAUCGAUCACAUGGCUGGCGCUUAUUGUAGUUGGCAUGGGAGACAAGUUGCGCAUGCGUGGUGUAUGCUACGUUGAUACCCAUCAGUGUGUUGGUGUACAUUUCACACCUGUGUUUAAGUCUUACUUAUUAGUUCAAGCUUGUUAUAGCAUUUAA